AUGCCAAGAUCUAAGCGUUCCAAGUUGGUGACUCUAGCCCAAACUGAUAAGAAAGGUAGAGAGAAUAAAGAAAGAAUUUUUGAUGAAGUGAGAGAAGGAUUAGAUACAUACAGAUACGUCUGGGUUCUAUACUUAGACAACGUCAGAACACCAGUGCUACAAGAAAUUAGAACUGCAUGGACAGGAUCCAAGUUAAUCAUGGGGAAAAAGAAGGUCCUUGCGAAGGCACUUGGUGAAAAGAGAGAGGAAGAGUACAAGGAAAACUUAUUCAAGUUGGCUAGCUUAUGUACCGGUGUCACCGGUCUACUUUUCACUAAUGAAGAUGUUGACACAGUAAAGAACUACUUCCAAUCAUAUGUUAAACUAGACUUUUCCAGACCAAAUUCAAGGGCUCCUUUAACAUUUGUUAUCCCAGAAGGUAUAGUCUAUUCCCGUGGUGGUCAAAUCCCAAUUGAUGACGAUAUCCCAAUGGUGCAUUCUUUGGAACCUACUUUAAGAAACAAAUUUGAAAUUCCAACGAAGAUUAAGGCCGGUAAGAUUACUUUAGAUUCCCCAUACCAAGUUUGUCAAGAAGGUGAAAAAUUAGAUGUUCGUCAAGCUUUAAUCUUAAAACAAUUUGGUGUUGCUGCAUCUGAAUUCAAAGUCAAAGUGGCAGCCUAUUAUGACAACGAAACUUCUACUGUGGAAAAGACUGAAAUAAACAUUGAAUCAAAGGAUUAA
Messenger RNA from Naumovozyma castellii, 720 nucleotides. It is a transcript of the gene MRT4, whose product is annotated as ribosome assembly factor MRT4. Lineage: Eukaryota; Fungi; Ascomycota; Saccharomycetes; Saccharomycetales; Saccharomycetaceae. The transcript has a single exon. The record is from RefSeq and is a predicted model, not a curated record. The coding region runs from base 1 to 720 and encodes 239 amino acids.